AUGAAACCUCACCAGUGUCCAGUGUGUGAGAAAACAUUCAAUCAUCUUGGAGACAUGAAGAAGCAUGUGACAGUGCAUACAGGUGAAAAACCUCACCAAUGUCCAGAGUGUGGGAAAAGUUUCAGUCGCCUUGGAAAUAUGAAGAAACAUAUGAUGGAGCAUACUGAGGAAAGACCUCACCAAUGUACGGAGUGUGGGAAGACAUUUACUCAUCAUGGAGACAUGAAGAAGCACUUAAUCAUGCAUACAGGUGAAAAACCUCACGAGUGUCCAGAGUGUGGAAAAAAAUUCAGUCGUCAUGGAGACAUGAAAAAACAUGUUAUGGUGCAUACUGGGGAGAAACCUCAUGAGUGUCCAGAGUGUGGGAAAAGAUUCACCCGCCCUGAAAAUAUGAAGACACACAGGAUGGUGCAUACGGGGGAGAAGGCUCAUGAGUGUCCAGAGUGUGGGAAAAGAUUCAUUUGCCUUCGAGAUAUGAAAACACAUAGGAUGAUGCAUACUGGGGAGAAGCCUCACAAGUGUACAGUGUGUGACAAAACAUUCCGUCUUUAUGGUAACAUGAGGAUACACAUGUUAGUGCAUUCAGCUGGAUCAACAUCUCCACGGAAGUACCCCUACUCAACUGAAGAUUUCCUUUUGGAUACUACCUCCAACGAUGGCACCACCAUGACAACACGUAGCCAGACCAACGGACGGGCCAGGAGGCCAAGGAAGAAGAAGAAGACCGACGAUCCGAGCCUGAAAAAAUCAUCAAGAAAAUUAAGACCAAUGACGAAAUGUAAUAGCGAGGAACUCCACCAGAUCCGCGACGAGAACCCCGGCCUCCUGCAAGACCCAUCAGCGAGCAACCAUGUGAAUUCCACCCUACCACCAACCCUCAGUUUGCUCAUGCGUAUUGGAUUAGAGGUAUCUAAAGUUCAUGACGUCUACAAAUUUGAUAAGGAGACCUACCUUAAAGACUUGAUUGAAACCAAUGUUCGUGAACGUGCCACUACCAAAUCUCGCGAAGGGGAAUUAGGCUUGCUCAAGUCAGAAAUAGGGUCUAAGAUCAUUAAUAAAUUAAAUGCUCUAAGACCUAAACGUACCCUUUCACCACUGAAGAUGGAGAUCACACGUGCAAAUGCCAGGGAGUACCCUACCACCUCUAAGAGAAAGUUUGUUUGA
Procambarus clarkii (red swamp crayfish) is the source of this 1164-nucleotide messenger RNA. NCBI's taxonomy places the organism in Eukaryota, Metazoa, Arthropoda, Malacostraca, Decapoda, Cambaridae. The record is from RefSeq and is a predicted model, not a curated record.